CCCGCGGCGGAAGCGGCCUGGGCCGGGCGGGAGGAUGCGCGCGCCGCCGCCGCUCGCGCUGUCGCUGCUGCUGCUGCUGCUGCUGCCGCCAGAGGGAAGGUUCCAGAAACCCACGGCCGCCCCCAAGAAGCCAGGGGAUGAUUUCGACCUGAGCGACGCCCUGGACGGAGGAGAUGAAGGCCGGGGAGGAGGAGGAGGAGGAGGAGGAGGAGGAGGGGAUGACUUCGAUCUCCAGGACGCCCUGGGCGGCGGCGGAUUCUCCGACCGGGACCUGACGGACGGCGCGGGCGGCGCGCAGGAGGAAGGGCCCGCGCAGGGCGUGGUGCCCGGGGUGGUGGGCGCCGUGCUGGUGGCCGUGGCCGGCGCCGUCUCCAGCUUCGUCGCCUUCCAGAAGAAGAAGCUGUGCUUCCAGCAGCGCGAUGCGUCGGCCCAGGUCUGAGGGUCACGGCCUCCGCCUGUGACCUCUGACCCCUCCUGACCUGCGACCCCCGACCUGACCCCCUCCACCCACCACCUGGCUUUGGUUUCAUCCCAACAACUGGGCCUCGAAUCCUGGGCCUCCAACGUGUCGGCCUCCACCGGGGCCUCGGCCUCCAAUCCCAGGCCUCAGGCUUCAGCCUCCACCCUAGGCCUCAGGCCUCAGCCUCCACAUUAGGCCUCGGCCUUCAGUCCCAGGCCUCAGCCUCCAUUCUAGGCCUCAAGCCUCGGCCUCCAAUCACAGGCCUCAGGCUUCAGCCUCCAAUACCAGGCCUCAGGCUUCGGCCUCCAACCUAGGCCUGGGCCUCCAAUACCAGGCCUCAGGCUUCAGCCUCCACUCUAGGCCUCAGGCUUCGGCCUCCACCCUAGGCCUGGGCCUCCAAUCACAGGCCUCAGGCUUCAGCCUCUACACCAGGCCUCAGGCUUCAGCCUCCAAUCCUAGGCCUCAGGCCUCAGCCUCCACCCUAGGCCUCAGCCUCCAUUUUAGGCCUCAGCCUCCAAUCCCAGGCCUCAGGCUUCGGCCUCCAAUCCCAGGCCUCAGGCUUCAGCCUCCACUCUAGGCCUCAGGCUUCAGCCUCCAAUCCCAGGCCUCAGGCUUCGGCCUCCACCCUAGGCCUCAGGCUUCAGCCUCCAAUCCCAGGCCUCAGGCUUCGGCCUCCACCCUAGGCCUCAGGCUUCAGCCUCCACCCUAGGCCUCAGGCUUCAGCCUCCACACCAGGCCUCAGGCUUCGGCCUCCACUUUAGGCCUCAGGCUUCAGCCUCCAAUCCCAGGCCUCAGGCUUCGGCCUCCACCCUAGGCCUGGGCCUCCGCUCCCAGGCCUCCCCCCUCGGCCUCCAGCUCUCGCCUUUUGGUAUAACCAUAAAAGUGGCUUGACCUCUGA
This is a messenger RNA of Dipodomys spectabilis (banner-tailed kangaroo rat), 1358 nucleotides long. It is a transcript of the gene Cd99, whose product is annotated as CD99 molecule (Xg blood group). NCBI's taxonomy places the organism in Eukaryota, Metazoa, Chordata, Mammalia, Rodentia, Heteromyidae. The record is from RefSeq and is a predicted model, not a curated record. The transcript is spliced from 6 exons. Bases 35 to 439 code for a protein of 134 amino acids. Gene Ontology annotation, biological process: positive regulation of neutrophil extravasation; T cell extravasation; homotypic cell-cell adhesion.